AAAUCUGCCACUGCACCACUGAGAACAAGGUCUGGAUCAUCCAGACGAUGGUAUUCCCGGCUGCAAUGAGUCGGUUUGGAAGCUGGACAGUGCAGAAAGCUGGUAGGAAGAAACUUGAUGCAUUCGAAAUAGGGUCCUGGAGGAGAGCGUUGGGCCUACAGGGAAAGAAGGUGGGUCCUGGGUCAAAUCAAGCCGGAGCUUUCCCUAGAAGCGAACAUGCCAAAACGGAGGCCCAUCCUGUGAAGGCAAAACUCUCCGAAGAAGGCAAUCCUGUUAGGGAAAGUCGAAGGCAGGAGACAAAAGGGAAGGCCAAAUAUCAGGAGGACUGAAUCCACAGCCUUGAACUUGGCAGAGCUGCAUGUAGCUGCACGGACAAAUGGAGAGGACAUCUUGGAGGGCCUUCAUGCGAAGGGUCACCACAAGCCACAGACAAGUUGACAGCACAUGACAACAGCACCAAACAAAACACGGCAGCCGAACCCCCGCCAACAAACCACCCAGGCGAGCACGCACGCUGCAAGGAAAGCAGAGCUGGGGGCAGGCGGGGGGGGGGGCGUCGAUGUGGUGGUGCUCUCGGUGAAAUCGUCGGCUGACUCCGGGCUGAGCGGACGGGGGCGUCGAUCCGAGCAGCAGAGCCAUGGGGCAGGCGGAAGAGUUGAUCCGGAUCGCGAGAAAGUUGGAUAAGAUGGUGUCCAGGAAGAGCGCGGAAGGAGCUCUUGACCUGCUGAAGAAACUUAACAACUUUACAAUGACCAUCCAGCUGCUGCAGACUACAAGAAUUGGUGUGGCUGUCAAUGCGAUCCGCAAACACUGCUCGGAUGAGGAGGUGGUAGCCUUGGCGAAAAUCCUCAUCAAGAACUGGAAGAGGCUGUUGGAGUCAUCAGGGACCCAGAAGAGUAAAAAGGAGAAACAGAGAGACAAAGAGAUUGAAAUCCCUAGCUGGAAAGCUGAAGAUACAGAUUCCCAUUCGGCAAAUCCAUGCAAAAGUCCCGAUGGGAAGCCAAAAGACCGGAAACCGAGCAAGUCUUCAUCUCCAGAGGCUGUGCCAAAGAAUUGCUCCUCCACGGUUUCCAAGCCAGACAGGAGGAACUCAGAGGACUCCCGGUCUUCCGUCUCCACUGCUGCUUCUGCUUCCUCAUCUGCUUCCUCUCCCAAGAGACCGUCAGCGGACAGGGCAGCUUCCACAGGCUCCAGUGCAGCCACGUCUACGGGCUCCCGGAAAAGCUCUGCUGAUGGCAAAGAGGAGAGGUCAAUCAGCAAACCUCGACCGGAGACACCCAAGACGCCCACCAGCCCCGUCACUCCGACAUUUGCACCUUCCAACUGCUUCUUGGCAUCCUGCUACCUGACCGGGGACUCCAUCCGGGACAAAUGCAUCGAGAUGAUCUCUGCGGCUCUGAAAGUAGAUGAUUAUUACAAGCAGUUUGGAGUCAAUUGUGACAAGAUGGCAGCUGAAAUUGAAGAUCAUAUCUACCAGGAGCUGAAGGGCACGGAUAUGAAGUACCGGAACCGGGUGAGGAGCCGGCUUAGCAACUUGAAGGACCCCAAGAAUCCUGGCCUGCGCCGGAAUGUGUUGUGCGGGGCCAUUCCCCCCAGCCUCAUUGCCAAGAUGACGGCAGAGGAAAUGGCUAGUGAUGAGCUGAAGGAACUGCGGAACGCCAUGACUCAGGAAGCCAUCCGAGAGCACCAGAUGGCCAAGACUGGAGGCACCACGACCGACCUCUUCCAGUGUGGCAAAUGCAAGAAGAAAAACUGCACCUACAAUCAGGUGCAGACACGGAGCGCUGAUGAGCCCAUGACAACCUUUGUGCUGUGCAACGAAUGCGGGAACCGCUGGAAGUUCUGCUGAUGUUGCUUGCGGCUGCAUGCCAGUCCCCGACGGAGGAAAUGGUGUCCUGUCACAGCCAAAGAAAGGGGAAACCCUUUGAAAUGUCCACUGAGGAAAGAAAAGAAGACAAUGGGGGAAAUCGGAAAGGUGAAGGUGUCGGUUUCAGCGCCAUAUUGGAUUCACCAAAUUGCAACAGGAGUGCAGUUAGUCACUCGAAGGGCAGAAUGAUUUGGCAAUAAUUUUGUAGUGUUACCAUUGACUGGGUUGUGUGUUUCUACUGCAGAAGCUGAGAAUUUACUCCCGACUACAGAGUGCAGAAUUCCACUUCUAAGAUGCCUUCAUUUUUUGUUUUUUUUUUUAAAUAGGUUUCUAGCCCUCAGGGCUGCAAGACAGGUUUGAAAGGGCAUAUGCAGGUAACAUGUAAAGAAAUCAAAGCCAGAGGUGGAGGCAGAUCAAGAUUUUAAGGUCUGUAGCAGAUGAAUCACAAGUCGCCUGUGUACUAUUUUCGCUCCUCUGCAUGACUUACUUGGAUCACAAAAUCCACCUUUCCUUUGUACAGAAAGUAGGCAACUUUAAUUUUUUUUAAAGCACAGAAUAUAUGCACCGUUUGGAUUCUGUAAUGAAGUGGUUCUUCAGGCCUUUAGUUUAGCAAGCGCUGUUGAUCAAGCAUCUGGCAGGAAGCGUCUUUCAUGCUCUGGUCUUCAACUGUCGUGUUGACCAUCCCAAAGAAUCACACCCUGAACUCAGGUGGCCACAGCUGUGACAACACAACCCCUUUAUGCAUUUUCUCUGAAUAUGGGGGGAAAAAGACAGCGGGUUUUCAGACAAGAUGGAUGUUAAGGCCUCCUGUAUUUUUAAUCGCAGAAGAGAGAGUUUCAACACUUGGAGUUUCUCUCCUGCCACACAUGAUGUGCUUUCAGUCACCACAUUUUGGCCAUGAGCAGGUCUCCUCUCUCCUGCUCCUGGUUCCAAACCUCAGGCAGCCUUUUAAAUGCAGCUCUUUUAUUGCGUCUCCAGAGAUAGCAGAGCAGUUUGGGCUCUGAAUGCCUUCUCCCAGAUCUGAAAGGAGAAGCCUCUCCUCACGGAAAGAGUUUGAACCCAAACAGGAGAUUUCCCCUGGCCCCUCCCUCCCGGUAAAGCUUCUGGCUCCACACUCAGCAAAGGGUGGCUCUUUACUGUCUGAGGGCCAGAUGGCACAUGGUGAAGCCCCUCCGAACUGAGCUCCUUUCUUCUCUUGAUGCCUCCCCACUGGGCCCAGGUCUGGCUCUCGCACCUGGAACUGGCUCUCCCCUUCCCCUCCUGAAAUCCUUCCCUCCUCUCCCAAGACAAGCUGAGCAACUUCACCAAGCAGCCCUGAAGGAGCUUCGACCGUGUGGGCCCCCUUGCUCUUUCUGUUCAAAAUCUGAUGGCGACUCCCACGGAGCCGUCUGCCGUGCGGGAGAGGCGGCCCCACGUUCUGCCACUCCAUCACUGCUUGCUUUAUGCCGGGAGUUCGACUGUUGACUUGUCUGGCCGCCUGUCGAUUCUUCUGGCUGGCAGGGGCAUCACAGGUUCCUUCCAAGUUCGGCUCCUUCCUGAGACACAGAAGAUGGUGGGUGAGGCUGCAGGGCUGCAUGUGAUCACACUUGGGACACAAGCUGGAGGAGAGCCGUGCCCAGGCAGCCUGCUCCACCCGCCCCCCAAAGAUGAGUAGGCCCCAUCCCGCGGUGGGUUGUCAGGGGUGAGCCUUGGUUUAGAAAAUGGUCGAAGGUGGUUACUGACGGUAUGGCAGCUGUGCGAGUCUGGUCCACGGGCUCCCCAGGAGGCCAUGCCAACUUCACCCCGACAGGUUGGUGGCUUCCCAAUUUCCCCCGAUCUGAACGGUUGGGAUGCCUCUCCCAAGGCCUUGGUACCGGCAAGAAGUACGUUAAGCUGAAAAGACCUGCACCGUUGGCCCUGCCUUCUUUGCCUUGGCCCCACCAGCAUGUGGGGGUGGUCCUCGAGAGCUGCUCCAAAACAGAAUGCAAUCUGUGGGCUGGAAGGGGUUCAACACCCCCACUUGAGGAGAUGACCGUAUUGCUGGUGGGGUCAGUCAUUGGGCACCGAACGGGGCCACCUCAAGAUCCGAGGGGAGGACCAAGGAAAGUGGCCUGGGGGCUCCCCCCCCCACCCAGCCCAUUUGCUCUUCCAGCUGUAUGUGUACCUGGCAAAACGGGAAAGCUGCACGUGCUCAUUUCCCACAAUGCCGCAGGGUGACACUUCAGCUAAUCCAGGGCGUGGCAGGAAGAUCAAAAUGGCGGACAGCUUCCAAGUGAACUAGCCGACUGGGCAGGUGGGUGGGCUCUGUUGGGGCCCCAGUAAACCACCAGUGGCCCGUGGGUGUCGGAGAAAGGCAAACUCCAUCAAACGUGCGCCAUUACUAUAUGAAAGGAAAUAGGAGUAAGGCGGUAUUUGAACCCUUCUUUCCAACAUCUUUAAUGUUCCUGGACCGCACCAGGCACUGGGCUGGAAUGAAUUUGCCCUUGAACUGUGUCAGCUUGCCCUUGAUGGCCACAAGCAUUAAUGAAUAAACUCCGAUUGCUCUCCUGUC
Varanus komodoensis (Komodo dragon) is the source of this 4397-nucleotide messenger RNA. RefSeq names its product transcription elongation factor A3 (gene TCEA3). The record is from RefSeq and is a predicted model, not a curated record. Gene Ontology annotation, biological process: transcription elongation by RNA polymerase II; DNA-templated transcription. Gene Ontology annotation, cellular component: nucleus. Bases 638 to 1849 code for a protein of 403 amino acids. Gene Ontology annotation, molecular function: zinc ion binding; nucleic acid binding. NCBI's taxonomy places the organism in Eukaryota, Metazoa, Chordata, Lepidosauria, Squamata, Varanidae. The transcript has 14 exons.